Messenger RNA from Penaeus indicus, 3036 nucleotides. Its product is annotated as acylphosphatase-2-like. The transcript is spliced from 3 exons. The record is from RefSeq and is a predicted model, not a curated record. Gene Ontology annotation, molecular function: acylphosphatase activity. NCBI's taxonomy places the organism in Eukaryota, Metazoa, Arthropoda, Malacostraca, Decapoda, Penaeidae. Bases 186 to 473 code for a protein of 95 amino acids.
UGCGAGGCAGCCCCGAGCCGCAGUGUGAGAGCGCAGCCCCCGCGACCAGCAGUCCCCCGAGCUGUCGUUGUGGCCUCCGCGGCCGAGAUCUUCCGUGGGCGCCCCCGCGUCGGACUGUGAGCAGAGCCCCUUCCCGGGAUUUGCGUUUCUCUCGCGUAGCGCGGCUGUCGUACUUCUGCGUCGCGAUGGAGGUGGCCACCGCGGACUUCGAGGUGUUCGGCAAGGUGCAGGGAUGUAACUUUACCAAGGACGCGAAAAACCUCGCCGACAGACUGGGCAUCACAGGAUGGAUCAAGAACAGCAAGACAGGCACAGUCAUGGGCAGAGUCCAGGGAGCCAAAUCCAGCGUGGACCAAAUGGUCAAAUGGCUGAGUGAGGAAGGAAGCGAAGGCUGCAAGAUCGAGCGGUGCCAGCUGACCAACCAGAAGGCCAUCGUCCGCCCCGACUACCCCAAGUUCACCCUCAAGUUCUAGAGCAAGUUCUCCGCUCGCCCGAACACCGCGGGACGAUGGAAGUACAUUAGACAUUUUCGCCAGAGCCGCCAUCUGUAUCAAGCCCAUGACCUCAUCAACAUUACAGUCGCCCCGUUCAUCUAACAGAAAUAGAUUGUGUGUGGAAGUCUUUCUCUACCUUGUCUUUGGUCGGGACGUAGUAUGUGUUCAAUCCAAGUAGGUUAAAUGAUGUGUUAACAUUAUAUUUCUUCGAUAUCUUAGUUUUCUUUUUCUAUAUCUUCUUUUAAUGCCUUAAUAAAAAAUGAAAUGUGAAAUGUUAUGGGAUUAAAUUAUCCGUUUGAUGAUAAAACCGAAUGGGGAAAAUGAGCAGCAUGACCAAAAAAGUUUGGGCGUUAAACUUGACACUCAAAGGCAGAGUGAUAACUAAAAAUGAGACAGUGAGGGAAGCUCAGCACAACACCCAGUCAGCCUGGAAUGAACGGGAAACCUGAUCCCGAGGCAACAGGCCUGCCUCUGAGCUGCAAACCGAACACAACACUCACAACAUUUCAGUUCUCAUAAAUCCACGUCUCGUUUUCUAUUCUUUGUAACUAGCCUCAGUACGUUCUGCAGUUUGUGUUACCAUGACUUGCCCGAAACACUUCUUUCACUCAAGUAACGUUUAGUUAUCGACAAACACUAACUAUUAUUACCAGAGGAUGAACUCGAUGAUAAGUAUAGUUGUUGUUCAACUAAGUUCGUUUUGAGUGUUGAUCUAGACUUGUGUUACAUCUUGGGAGAGGGAACCUGCAGAUUAUUGUCCCACUUGUUAUUAUUCAUAUAUUUAUCUAUUUAUAUAUGUGUUUAUUCUUAGGAUAUACAUGUGACAGCAGGUUCGCACGGAGUCCUGGGCCAGCCUUCGCCCCCGCCUCUCUGAACCCUGAGAAGUCAAACACACCAUGGCUAUUCUGACCCACCGAUAACGUUUCAUGCCAAUGUAUUUCUGAUGAGUAUAUUUAUCAUCAAGGAGUCCAGUUAUUGUUUAUUUUUCAGGAAUUUUCUCGAAAGGGAGAAAAAAAAACUAUAUCUAAUUAAAGAAAUGAGAAUAGGAAAUACACAUUGAUACAAAAAUACCCGAUCUUUUAUUUCUGCAACCAAAGUUCCACGAGUCCAGCGAAGUAAUCUGCCAUUUUCUUUCUUCCAUUUUCAAACUUCGUAAGUGCAACUAAGAUGUCAUUCUUUAUCAUUUACCGUACUGCUUAGACCAGAUACUGUGUGACAGUAGAUGGCACGUUUGCAGUCCUAGCAUGGCAUGCAUUAUGCUGAUAAAAAUACUAUCCUUUUCGAAAUUUGAUAACUUGUUUCAUAGUAAGGUUCUCGAUACAUUACACAUCAGGGUAUUGAAUACUGCAUGCUUAUAGGAUUGAAAACCCAUAGUUGUGUUCUCGAGUGGUUUCACAAGUAAUGCAUUGUCUUACGAGUCCCUUAUUGGCAAACGUCUUGGUGAUAUACAUAUAUAGAUCAAUAACAACGAAUAGAUUAACUAAUAAUUAAUCGUAACUGACUUUCUGAUAAGUAAACAUGGUGGCAUUUCGAAAUAAAAAAAACGUAGAGAUAAUAAGGCGACAUUUUUCGCUUCGUGUAUAGUUAGUGAUUGAGAGCCAUACGAUUAAAGUCUUCUGUGGCUGGAAUUUAUUGUUUUUCUAGAAAAUUCCUAUUAUUAUUCCACCAAAAGUGUUGCGUUUUCAUGGUUUACCGCUUUUCUCUUUUCGAGUAUUUUCUUUCUCCUCUCUUCGUGGCGUAUUAUAGCUUAGACGAAAAUGUUGUUGCGUUUUUAAAGAAGUAUUUUCACUAUUUCACGAUAGAAUACGGCAUUUCAUUUUUUUAUUGUUAACAUUACGAUAACCUCUCUUUCAUUUUCUUUUUUUGUCUUCUUUGAUUUAUCUCUCAUUCUAUCUCUCCUUUUGAGUAUAUUAUAGUUUACGCGAAAUUUUAAAAGUCCCGUUUCGCAGCUUCGUCCUGUUGUAAGAAAUACAAAAAAAAAUCUCUAUAAUUCCCUUCGACUUUUGUCUCAGAAAGAUUAGUUUCUCCUUACCUGCUCUUCCAUUAUUAUGCGUCUGUUUCCUCUUCUUUUUUCGUUCUUCUCGUUCUUUCCUACCAUCUGCAUCUUUUCCUUCCUCUAUUUCUCCUUUUACUUUCUCUUGCUCACUCACAUCUUCUUCUCAUUCCUUCAAAAUCUUCGUCCCCCUCUUUUCUCUCUUUCUCUCCUCAUCCUUUUCCUGUUCCUGGUCUCCUCCUCCCCUCCUCUCCUCUCCCCCAAGGCGUCCUCCGCUGUUCCUUCUUCCCUCCAGCCGAAAGGAUGUUCCGCCACGCAAGCCACUCGUCAACUUUUUUAACAUUGAAAUUAAACUCGGAAUUCACAACAGUCGCGUCUAAUGAGAGAGUUGACUGUAAUGACUAUUGUCAGUCUGAUGAAAUUAAUUGCUUGGCAGCUUGACAGUGACAAUUGCUAAAAGCUGUGAUGGAGGUCGUAAGGCUCUGCCAGUAUUGUGUUUGUCAAAUAUUUAUUUUUGAUUUAUAAAAUAAAGAUUACACCUCAAAAUGU